AUGGAAUCAUUCUAUGAAGCUUUGGAGAGAUUCAAAGAAUAUACAAGGAGCUGCCCCAAUCAUGGCUUUUCAGAAGGUAACCUUUGGAACAUCUUUUACAAUGGGAUUGAUCAUAAAUACAAGCUUUCUCUCGAUACCGCGAGCAAUGGUAAUUUCAUGACCAAGUCGGUGCCGGAGGCUAAGCUUUUGAUUGAGAAUCUCGCUGCUAGUGAUGCCAAUGCAUGCCCUGACUACAAUAGAAGCGUGAAGACCACGAGCUCAUCAGAAUCAGCUCAAAUCUCGGAGCUAAGGAACAUGGUUUCACAACUACUCAAAAGCCGACAAGGAGUUCACGCCAUUGAAGAUGCCCUAGCCACAAAUGAAGACACUCUUAUGGAUUUCAUGAGAGAUGGCGCUGAAGAGAAUCUAGAGGAAGUCAACUACAUUGGAGGAAACUAUGGGAAUAGAGGAUUCAAUCCACCAUUCCGCGCGCAUCCAAACCUAUCAUACCGGAGCAACAAUGUGGAGAAUCCAAAUGACCAAGUCUACCCCAAUCAAGGAGCGUAUCAAGGAGGCCAAUACCAAUCCAAGCCACAACAAGUCUAUCCAAGAGGGAUGUACCAAGUGAAGCAACCAUUCACUUUUUCUCAAGAAACAAAUCCAACCCAAACCGGAGAGAAAGUUGACGUGGCGUUGAAGAAAUACAUGGAGGAGCAGAGAUUGAUCACCAAGAACCUAUAUGAGAAGCUUGAUCACAUGUUUGGUGAUCUAAGCAGCAAGUUUGGGUCUCUCUCUACUCACGUUCAAAAGCUUGAGAUGGCACUAUUGUCUCCUACACUAUCUCAAGGGGAAGAAGAAGAAAAUGAGCCUAAGGAGAGGCACAAACCGGAGAGAUACAGUUGGGAAUCAAGAAGAGCUUACAAGAGAAGACUUGAAGGCAAGCCACUACAAAAACAAGAAGAUCCGGGGAAGUUUGUGAUAACUUCAAGUAUCAAUGGCAUUCAACUCCACGAUUGCCUAUGUGAUACUGGUGCUAAUGUUAAUCUAAUGUCUCUUGCACUUGCAAAAGACUUGGGAUUCAAGGAAUUCAAGAGCCCCAAGAUAAGAGUCGAGUUCGCGGAUCUAUCGUGCAUGGAACCUAUGGAAUGCUUGAAGAUGUCAUGA
Messenger RNA from Microthlaspi erraticum, 1143 nucleotides. NCBI's taxonomy places the organism in Eukaryota, Viridiplantae, Streptophyta, Magnoliopsida, Brassicales, Brassicaceae. The record is from the annotation of a GenBank genome assembly.